GCCCAUGGGCUUGCUGAGCAGCCGAGUCCUGCGCCAGCCGGGGCGAGCCCGAGCUCAGCAGGACCCGGGGUCUGGGGCUGGGGGCUCGGCCCGGAGGCAGGAGACUGGCGGCGACGCGGCCGGCCACGGCUUCUGUUACUGCCCGGGCAGCCGCAAGCGCAAGCGGAGCAGCGGGGCCUUCUGCUACUGUCACCCCGACUCUGAGACAGACGAGGAUGAGGAGGAAGGGGACGAGCAGCAGCGGCUCCUCAACACCCCUCGAAGGAAAAAAUUAAAGAGUACCUCCAAAUAUAUUUAUCAAACAUUAUUUUUGAAUGGUGAAAAUAGCGACAUUAAGAUUUGUGCUCUAGGAGAAGAAUGGAGUUUACACAAAAUGUAUUUAUGUCAAUCUGGCUACUUUUCUAGUAUGUUCAGUGGUUCUUGGAAAGAAUCCAGCAUGAAUAUUAUUGAACUGGAGAUUCCUGAUCAGAAUAUUGAUAUAGAAGCACUGCAGGUUGCAUUUGGGUCACUGUAUCAAGAUGAUGUCUUAAUAAAGCCCAGUCGAGUUAUUGCCAUUUUGGCAGCAGCUUGUAUGCUGCAGUUGGAUGGUUUAAUACAGCAGUGUGGUGAGACAAUGAAGGAAACAAUUAAUGUGAAAACUGUGUGUGGCUAUUACACAUCAGCAGGGACCUAUGGAUUAGAUUCCGUAAAGAAAAAGUGCCUUGAAUGGCUUCUAAACAAUUUGAUGACUCAUCAGAAUGUUGAACUUUUUAAAGAACUCAGUAUAAAUGUCAUGAAGCAGCUUAUUGGUUCAUCUAACUUAUUUGUGAUGCAAGUGGAGAUGGAUGUAUAUACAGCUCUUAAAAAGUGGAUGUUUCUUCAACUUGUGCCUUCUUGGAAUGGAUCUUUAAAACAGCUUUUGACUGAAACAGAUGUCUGGUUUUCUAAGAGGAGAAAAGAUUUUGAAGGUAUGACCUUCCUUGAAACUGAGCACGGAAAACCGUUUGUGUCAGUAUUCAGACAUUUAAGGUUACAAUAUAUUAUCAGUGAUUUGGCCUCUGCAAGAAUUAUUGAACAAGAUUCUCUAGUACCUUCAGAAUGGUUAUCUUCUGUGUAUAAACAGCAGUGGCUUGCUAUGCUCCAGGCAGAACAAGACAGUGAGGUGGGGCCUCAAGAAAUCGAUAAAGAAGAAUUAGAGGGAAAUUGCAUGAGGUGUGGUAGAAAGCUUGCCAAAGAUGGUGAAUUACGUUUGGCCUCUUUUGAUAGUAGUGGAAAACUAAUAUGUAGUCGAACAACUGGCUAUCAAAUACUUACAUUUGAAAAGGAUCAGGAACAAGUAGUGAUGAACUUGGACAGCAGGCUUCUGAUCUUCCCUUUAUAUAUCUGCUGCAAUUUCCUGUAUAUAUCACCGGAAAAAAGAACUGAAAAUAAUUGUCAUCCAGAAAAUCCAGAAAACUGAGGAUCUCAUCAGUUGGAAACAGUAGCACUUUGAAAACUUUGGCCAGCUUUAAUUUAAUGGCCCUACUGAUAUUCACAUCCAAGGUGACUAACAAUGACAAAGGCCUUAUGAACUGUACAGAUAAUACAGAAGACUGUUCUUACCCUCAUUACAUUUCUAUGCAUAUAUGAAAAAACAUUUUAAAGCCAAGAAAAUAUCUGUGAAACCAUUUCUGUUAGAAAGAUGUCGACUCAUGCUUUUAAUUUAGCACCAGUAGAAAAUCACUGUAGGUACAUUUCACAUUUCUCUGCAGCCAAAUAUAGAUUUAGCUUUCAGCUUAAACUCUGAUCCUGCCUAAUGUUAGUGAACCUCAGUUAUCCAUCUGUGAAUUUACUUUUAUUUGGCUAAAAGAAUGCUAAAGGAAUCAGCUGAAUGGCCAAUUACAAAUGCUCUUUCAAUUGGUGCAUUUAAAGCCAUCCUUUAAUUUUUUCAACUGCUCUUU
Equus quagga is the source of this 1919-nucleotide messenger RNA. RefSeq names its product germ cell-less protein-like 1. Gene Ontology annotation, cellular component: nucleus. NCBI's taxonomy places the organism in Eukaryota, Metazoa, Chordata, Mammalia, Perissodactyla, Equidae. Gene Ontology annotation, biological process: germ cell development. Gene Ontology annotation, molecular function: protein binding. The record is from RefSeq and is a predicted model, not a curated record.